CUUUGAACUUUACAAUUUCACACUCAACGCUACUCCGCUGUGGUCUCCCUGAAUCUACACUCGCCGUUAAUAAUACCGCGAAAAAUCCUCGCCGGUGCCGGCAACCUAUACAACUUCUGCGGAUUACUCAUCCCACGAAUGUCGGCGGCGAAACCUCCUUCGUCGCAAUCACUACCAUCUUUCACCUCCAUCUCUACAAAACAAGGAUUGAUUUUAAUCCUUUCAACCCUAACCCUACUUACAUUCACUUACGUCUCCUUCAGCUCCUUAGGUUCCGGUCUCCAAUACAACUACUCUUAUUCUCCCCCUACAACAACAGUAACAUCUGUUUCCACAUUGAAGGAAGAUUUGGAAGUGGAGGAUGCUGCAAGUCGAAAUCCGGAUGGGUUUUCGGAUGUAUAUCAUUCCCCGGAGGUAUUUAAGUUGAAUUAUGCAGAGAUGGAGAAGAGAUUUAAGGUUUAUAUAUAUCCAGAUGGGGAUCCAAAGACCUUUUAUCAAACUCCGAGGAAGCUCACUGGGAAGUAUGCCAGUGAGGGUUAUUUUUUCCAGAAUAUUAGAGAGAGUCGGUUCCGGACUGAAGAUCCAGAUCAAGCUCACUUGUUUUUCAUACCAAUUUCAUGUCAUAAGAUGAGAGGAAAGGGAACUUCAUAUGAGAACAUGACUAUAAUCGUCCAAAAUUAUGUUGAAGGGUUGAUAUCAAAGUAUCCAUACUGGAACAGAACCCUAGGUGCUGAUCAUUUCUUUGUCACUUGCCAUGAUGUGGGUGUAAGAGCAACUGAAGGACUUCCACUUCUUGUAAAGAAUUCAAUAAGAGCAGUGUGUUCUCCAAGUUAUGAUGUUGGAUUUAUCCCUCACAAAGAUAUUGCUCUUCCUCAAGUACUCCAACCCUUUGCUCUUCCACGUGGUGGUGGAGAUGAUAUUGAAAACAGGACUACACUUGGUUUCUGGGCUGGACAUAGGAAUUCAAGAAUCAGAGUGAUUUUAGCAAGAACAUGGGAGAAUGACACUGAACUUGACAUUUCAAACAAUAGAAUUGAUAGAUCAACUGGUCCUCUUGUAUAUCAAAAAAGAUUUUAUAAAACCAAAUUCUGCAUCUGCCCUGGUGGGUCCCAGGUGAAUAGUGCUCGUAUUGCAGAUUCAAUCCAUUAUGGCUGUAUUCCAGUAAUUCUUUCUAAUUACUAUGAUCUUCCAUUCAAUGAUAUUCUUGAUUGGGGAAAGUUUUCACUCAUACUCAAAGAGAAAGAUGUGUAUGAUCUAAAGAAAAUCUUGAAGGACAUAUCUAAUCAACAAUUUGUCACUCUCCACAACAAUUUAGUAAAGAUUCAGAAGCACUUCCAAUGGAACACACCUCCAAUCCCUUAUGAUGCUUUUCAUAUGGUGAUGUAUGAUCUAUGGCUGCGUCAUUCUGUCAUCAAAUACUAGAAAAGUCAGGUUUGCCCUUUUACAGAAAAUUGUUGUUUUAAAACCUUAAUUACUAUAGUAAACAUUUUUUCAUUUUUUUGGACUUGUCAUAUGUUUACAAACAUGUCCAAUGUCUUGAUUCUAAUCCUUUGUAAAUUAAGCCUUUUUUUUUUCU
Messenger RNA from Lactuca virosa, 1576 nucleotides. The record is from the annotation of a GenBank genome assembly. Lineage: Eukaryota; Viridiplantae; Streptophyta; Magnoliopsida; Asterales; Asteraceae.